CUAUUUAUUCUAUCCGAUUUGUUUUUAUGGUGAUUUCGAAUAAAAUUCAUUUGUUUUCUUAUUUAUAAAUUUGUGAAAAUUGUGAAUUAUCGAUAAAAUCAAUUAAUAUAAGCCUCAACAAUUGCAAAAACAGAAGAGUACGAAUCAAUAAAAAUUCUUGCAGAUCGGUUUGUUCUUUUCAACCAUAAUGAUGCUUGGAAAAUUGCAAAUAAUUCCUCCUGGAAAAUCCAACACGACCAGCCAAUUUUGAAUAAUUUUUUUACUCGAAACUUUAAACUUGAAUCCAAUGCAGCAUCUUUCAACACCAGUGAUAACAUUGGAAUGGUCAUCCAUAAUUUAUAUUUGUGACGCUUCUUAAAUACAUUUAACAGGCCAAAGAAAAAUCAACAUUCAUGAAUAAUUUUCCUUGUAUUGAUUCGUCAUAAAAAUUAUUGUUUGGUCAAUCAGCUUUCAAGCAAACUUUAUGUUUAAACAAUAAACAAACAACUCAGCGAUAGUAACAUCUAGUUUAAACUCGUGUUAGUCGACUUACCAUCAAUUAAUUAAUAAUUGAUAUAGUCAAAAAAAAUCAAAUCAAAUUAUAAUGGCCAUCAUGAUCAUCAUCAUUUCUAUCAAAUCAUAUGUUCAUUUGUCCAGCUGACAAACAAAAAAAAAACCUACCUUCACACUUGAAAGCCAUAGAUGUUAAAUGUGCAAAGUUAUCAUCAUAAGUCAUGACAUAAAUUUAAUAUAUAUAUACAAACAUCUCAGCCCUUAUUGAUGUGUUUUUCUGCAUAUCCAUGUUACAUUUCAAUUGUCUCGAGUUCUUAUAAGUCAGAAAUUCAAUUCUUACUUUGUCACAAGUGUCUCAGAAUCAAACAAAUAGAAAAUUUCUUGUCACUUGAAACAUUUGACGUCUGUGACCACAUUAUUAUUAUCCGAAUUCAAUCAUAAUCAACGAUGGCCGUUAACUGAAUAAACUUAUCACCAUCAUCAAAACAAGAGACAAAUUUAGAUCAUUAGGAAUUUUUUUUUUAGCUAUUUCGUUUAUGGUACGAGUAAAUUGUUCAAUUUUAUUUUAUGAUCAUUUUGUUAUUCUACUCGUUAGCAGUUUUCUAGUCGAAAUAAAAAACAUCAUAAACGACAAUGUCCAUUUUUAAUGAAAAACCAAUUGUCAACGCAUCGUCUACUAUUCAAUAUUUGAAUAAUGUUAUGGAGCAAUUUUAUUUAAAUAGUCAAUUUCCAGUGAAUUUGGAUCGACAAUCGCAAACUGAUACAACCGCUGCUACUGCGAUCAAUAUAAUUACUACAUCUACUCCGACUUAUUCGAUAUCGGCUUCAACAUCACCAACGGCAACAUCAAGUUUGGAGGUUUCCUUUCUGGAAACAUUACUUUGGUCAUUGUUAUUUUAUCCAAUGGUCAUAUUGGCUGCCAUCGGUAACUUAUUAAUCAUCUGGAUUAUAGCUACAAAACCACUGAUGCGUAAUAUUAUGAAUCAAUAUUUGAUGAAUUUGACACUAUCGGAUUUCCUAUCUGUUACAUUCAAUGCUAGUUUUAAUUUCGUAUUCAUGUUACACCAACAUUGGCCUUUCGGCAAAAUUUAUUGCAUUGCCAAUAAUUUUAUCGCCAAUCUGACAAUUGUUUCAUCCGUAUCGACCAUGAUGUUGAUUUCUAUAGACCGAUACUAUGCAAUUGUGCAUCCGUUGAAACCACGGCAAACAAAACGCCGUUUCUUCUGUUCAAUAGGUACCAUAUGGGCUUCAUCAAUAUUGUUCUCAUUACCCGCAUUAUUAUACUCGGAUACUGAAGAACUCAUGCAAUCAUUAUCAGCAGAAACUUUUGAUGAGGUCGAACAUAACGAACUUUCGUUAUUACCAUUUAAAUCAUCUAAUAAUAAUUCAACCAAUGAAUCAUGGCUAUUCACAAUGAAUCUUUUAUCAACAACGGAAACCAGUGUAUUCAAUACCAUUGUUGAUAAUGCUACAUUAAAUUAUCUCUCCAAUCAAUUGUUUCAAUCGACGACAACAUCUACAACGACAAUGACAACGACCACAACGACGACCAGUGCGAAAAAUGAAUCCAUCGAUCCAUUGGGUCAUGGACCACAUGUCUUUGUCCGAACACUAUGCAUAAUGAGAUGGCCUGAUGGUGUUUCCGGAUUUUCAACAUACGAAUUUUUAUACAACAUGGCUUUUUUGGUAUUCUUCUAUGUGAUACCAGUUUUGACGAUGGUUGUAGCCUUGGCCCUAAUGUCUCGUGUAUUAUGGCCACGAGAAUUGAUUGGCGAACACACUACUGUACCACAGAAUAUAUUGAUUCGUUCCAAACGAAAAGUUGUCUGCAUAUUGAUUUGCGUGAUUAGUGUGUUUGCGUUAUGUUGGUUGCCUUAUCAUUCGUAUUUCAUUUCGAUUUAUUGGUGGCCUUCUUUGAUCAAAACACCCGGCAUCAAACAUAUCUAUCUCGCUUUCUACUGGUUUGCUAUGGCCAAUUCGUUAUUUAAUCCUGUAAUCCUAUUUGCCAUGAAUCGGAGAAUGAGGAAUUAUUUAAAAUACUAUGUGAAAUGUGCUUGUUGUACAUUGAUGAAGAACAAAAAACGUGAAAAAUUAUUUCGAAACAUGCAUUAUCAUCAACAUCAUAAUCGCCAGCAACAAUCGAAUCCAAUGCGAAUGCUAAACUAUCAUUAUCAUUAUUAUCCACAUAGAAACAAUUUUCAUCAUCAUCAACAUUUCCAUCAUUCGGAGCGGCAAUGUAACCAAAGUCCAAAGCUAAGUCAGCAAAGUGCUGGCCAACAGUUUCAAUUACAGCAAACGCAAGCUAUUCAGACACAAUCUCAGCAGCUUGAGCAUCGAAUGAAUAAAGCAUGGACAAAUCAAUCAAAUGGCAUCAUGUCGGAUGUUUCACUGCCUGUUUCAUUGAUGACCAUCAAUACCAGACAUCAUCAUCGUGCCAAACCAAAAUCGCAGCCAACUCAACCACGACAGCCUCCAUUGAAGACAAUGAAAAAAGUUGAAUUUUGCUGUUCUAAACGUAAUAUGCACACUAGUAGCGAUCGUAGUAGCGAUCUAUUCUCUGAGGAUAAUGAUCAGUCGUUAUCGAGAAUGACCAGGCUCAAAUCAGAAGCGUCAGCUGUUGGAUCGAGAAUACGAAACAAUUUGAACAAUCAUUACCAUUGUGCACAGCAUAAAUAUGACGAUGAUCAUCAUUCCUGUCCUACUAUAUUUGUUACUCAUAGCAACCAUAAUAAACCGAUUGAUGGUGGUGAUGGUGAUAAAAGUAAUGGUUCACAAUCAUUGAAGAUGAACAUUUCGCUAUCAAACAUUCAACCCAUUAAAUUUCAUCAAAGUUUGGUAGAAAAAUCACUAUCGGUGAUAAUGGACGAUUAUCCACCAAACACUGACCCUGUUUCUGUUUAAAACAAAAAAAUUCAAAAAUGGUUAUUUUGGAUCCUAUCCAAUAGAUGUCGCCAUAAUUUGGUUUCGAAAAAUUUCGGCGCCUAUUGACAAUAAUUUCACGUACAAUUUGUUUUUCUUUUUGAUGUAAGAGAAAUAUGAGGAUUUCCAUAGAUUUUCGAAUCAUCGUGAUGAUAAGAAUAACAACAAUAUAAUCAAAGUGUUUUCAAGCAAAUAAAUUGAUAAAACACGGCCUUAUACACAUCAUCGAUAUCUUCAUCUCUUACCCUUAAGAUAUUGUUGAUACAAUAACUAGGCUGAUUUAUAUUUAAUGAUUGAUUUAUUAAUCUUUUCUUUUCAUCAUCAUCAUCAUCAUCAUUGAAAU
Messenger RNA from Dermatophagoides farinae (American house dust mite), 3754 nucleotides. RefSeq lists its product as uncharacterized. Gene Ontology annotation, biological process: G protein-coupled receptor signaling pathway. Gene Ontology annotation, cellular component: plasma membrane. Lineage: Eukaryota; Metazoa; Arthropoda; Arachnida; Sarcoptiformes; Pyroglyphidae. The record is from RefSeq and is a predicted model, not a curated record. Gene Ontology annotation, molecular function: tachykinin receptor activity.